AAUUUAUAUAUUCCACAUUUGUGCUAUAAUCUGUAUCGCUAUUGAGAUGGUUUUCGUUUAGUUUGUGUUGUUGAAUAUGGCAGUACCGUAACAAUGUCUACUGAAAUCAGGAAUACAAAGGCGUUUCACGCCAAAUCGUUUGGUUCUACAGCUGAAAAGGCUCGCCAUGCGUUGUCUAAGCGUAACGUUGAGCGUUAUAAGAAAUUGAAGCAUGAUGCUCUAUCGGAGUUGGAAGCCACUUCAGUUUUACACAUAAAUGAACCUGGUUACUUAGAACCCGAGGAGGGUGAACGCACAUACCACAUAUCGCAGUCUGAAUUGUUGAAAUCAGUUGAUGUUGGCACUAAGCGCAAGGUGUUUAACUUACAAUUAUCGCUGGGACCUUACUUUGCCAACUACACUCGUGAUGGUCGUCAUAUGUUGCUUGGUGGUUCCAAGGGUCAAUUGGCUUUAUUUGACAUUAUUGACAUGAAGCCAUUUUUUGACAUAUCGGUGAAGCAGACUAUUCGUGCUGUUCAAUUCCUUGAUAACCAUGAGUUAAUGGCUGUUGCUCAGAAGAAGUAUGUCCACAUUUACGACAACCAUGGUAUGGAAGUGUACGUGUUGCGUGACUUGGGUUUGACCUAUCAACUUGACUACAUGGCUCCGUUUUGGUUGCUUACAUCCAUUGGUGAAUUUGGUGAGUUAGCAUGGCAGGACGUUUCUAGCGGGCAGGUGGUAGCUCGUUACAAAACCCGCAAGGGUCCAUGCCGUUUGAUGCGUCACAACAAGGAUAACGGUGUUGUUCAUCUAGGCCAUGGGAAUGGCGUGGUUACUUUGUGGACACCUAACCAGGGACGCCCAGCUGUUGAGAUGCUAGCUCACCGCGGCCCUGUUGUAUCUAUGGCCAUACACCAGAAUUAUAUGGCAACAUCUGGGUUCGACGGUUACUGGAGUACCUGGGACUUGCGUAAUUAUUCUAAAUCUAUCCAUGUGAAUUUCAUUGGGAAGACACCUCCUCAGGCUAUGACAGUCAGUCAAACUGGUAUUCUCGGUAUGGCUUUGGGUGGCCGUGUGGAGUUUUACCGCGAUGUGUUUACGGCUCAGACUGUGAAGGCACCUGGUCUGUAUCUUCGCCACAUGUAUCAUGGUGACCAGGUUAAUGACAUACAGUUCCAGCCGUUUGAAGAUAUAUGUGCAGUGGGUACAGGCACUGGUUUUUCUACAAUGCUAGUUCCCGGUGCUGGAAUUGCUAACUUUGAUGCCUAUGAGCCCAAUCCUUACGAGUCUAGCAGUAAGAGGCAGGUGCAGCGUCUGUUGGACAAGAUUCCGUAUGACACUAUGACCUUAAAGCACGUUGACGUUGGUGACUACAACCGUGACCAUAUGGAGGCUGUUGUUGAUGAUAAGGUUGACAGUGGCGGCACAGCUUUGAUGAACCGCCGUAAGAGGCGCAAGCCAUUGAAGGCGUCCACUGCCCAGAAGUUGACGAAGUACGAACGCACAUUCCAGCGAAGACAGCAGGCUGCUAAGGACCGGUUGAAGAGAUUACGCAGCCUUGACGUAGCUCCUGAGGAGGCCAAGCGUCGCGUUGUUGACGCGUUGACCUAUAAGGAUUCGGAUGGUGGGCGCCGUGUUAAAGGUGAUGUGGAUGGCGCUGCGUUAUCGCGCUUCAAGCGCGCUAGCGAUUAGACUUUA
This is a messenger RNA of Babesia bovis T2Bo, 1677 nucleotides long. RefSeq lists its product as uncharacterized. Lineage: Eukaryota; Apicomplexa; Aconoidasida; Piroplasmida; Babesiidae. Bases 94 to 1671 code for a protein of 525 amino acids. The record is from RefSeq and is a predicted model, not a curated record. Gene Ontology annotation, biological process: maturation of SSU-rRNA from tricistronic rRNA transcript (SSU-rRNA, 5.8S rRNA, LSU-rRNA). Gene Ontology annotation, molecular function: protein binding. Gene Ontology annotation, cellular component: small-subunit processome; nucleolus; 90S preribosome. The transcript has 3 exons.